Molecule: messenger RNA, 837 nt
Organism: Phodopus roborovskii (desert hamster)
Lineage: Eukaryota; Metazoa; Chordata; Mammalia; Rodentia; Cricetidae
Gene: Fam3b
Product: FAM3 metabolism regulating signaling molecule B
Exons: 8
Coding region: 92-799 (235 amino acids)
Source: RefSeq, a predicted model, not a curated record
UCUACAGGCAGGCCAGUCAGGUAGGCCAACCUCCACAGGUCCCUGGGAAUUGCAGCCAAGGGCUAGAUAGGAAGAGAGCAGUUCCUGGAAGAUGCGUCCAGUUGCUGCAGGUGUUUUCAAGGUACUAGUGUUUAUUUUCUCUUCCCUGUGCGCCUGGUAUUCUGGGUACCUGCUUGCGGAGCUCAUACCUGACGUGCCCCUGUCCAACACCCUCUACAGUAUCCGAAGCAUUGGAGAGAGACCUGUCCUCAAAGCCCCAGCUCCAAAAAGGCAAAAAUGUGACCAUUGGGCUCCGUGUCCUCCUGACACCUAUGCCUACCGGCUGCUCAGUGGUGGUGGCAGAGACAAGUAUGCCAAGAUCUGCUUUGAGGAUGAGCUGCUGUUAGGAGAGAAGACGGGGAAUGUGGCUAGAGGAAUAAACAUCGCUACUGUCAACUAUGAGACUGGAAAGUUGAUAGCAGCAAAGUACUUUGACAUGUAUGAAGGUGAUAACUCUGAGCCAAUGGCCAAGUUCAUUCAGAGCACCCCUUCAAAAUCCCUGCUGUUCAUGGUAACCCAUGAUGAUGGGAGCUCCAGACUGCAGGCCCAAGCGAAGGAUAUUAUAGAAGCUCUUGGAAGCAAAGAAAUCAAGAACAUGAAGUUCAGGUCAAGCUGGGUGUUUGUUGCAGCAAAGGGCUUUGAGCUCCCUUCAGAAAUUGAGAGAGAAAAAAUCAACCACUCGGAUCAAUCCAAGAACAGAUACUCGGGCUGGCCUGCAGAGAUCCAGAUUGAAGGAUGCAUACCCAAAGGGCUGAGAUAGCAGUGUCUGGGCCUCAAUAAAUGUGUUUUGUACAAAUA